GAAUAAUAAGGAAAGACUAGUUAAAUAUUUUUUUUGAACAAUUUCAAAUACGGAGUUGAGUCAUAAUUUUGCAUUUUAUAAAUAACUUUUCAAUUUGAAAAUUAGUUAAGUUUUGGAUAUUAUACAUAGGUAUAAUUAUUAUAAAUUGAAAAAUGGGUUUAUUUGGUAAAUCAACUCAAAAAGAUCCAAAAGAACAGGUCAAUGAAUGGUGUUCAAAAAUACGAAAGGAGGGCUAUCAGUUGGAUAGGCAAAUUCGUGGUAUUCAAAGGGAAGAAGAAAAAGUUAAAAGAUCAUUGAAACAAGCAGCUGCAAAGGGUGAUAAAGAAUCUUGUGUGAUUUUAGCCAAAGAAGUUAUAAGGGCAAGAAAAGCAAUAAAUCGGAUACAUACAAGUAAAGCACAUCUAAACUCAAUUCAACUUCAAAUGAAAAACCAAUUAGCUACCUUACGCGUUUCUGGUUCGUUGCAAAAGUCUACAGAAGUGAUGCAAGCAAUGCAAAAUUUGAUACGUUAUCCAGAAUUAGCUGGUAUAAUGCAAGAUAUGUCCAAAGAAAUGAUGAAAGCAGGUAUAAUUGAAGAAAUGUUAGAUGAAACAAUGGAUUCAAUUGAAGAUUCUGAGGAAAUGGAAGAACAAGCUCAAGCUGAAGUUGAUAAAGUAUUGUGGGAAAUAACUGAUGGAAAAUUAGGGGAAGCACCUGAAGUUCCUCAAGGUGCUGUAGCUGGCACGGCUCCAAAAGAAACUGUAGCUGCCGAAGAAUCAGAUGAAGAAGAUUUGAAGGAGAUGCAAAGCAGAUUGGCAUCUUUAAAAUCUUAAAUGUAGUUUUUUUUCUAAUUUGUAAGAAUUGUACCUACACUAUUUAUAAAAUCAUAUAAGUAAUUAAAUACUGAAGUAUGAAUAAGAAGUACUUGUGAUUGAGUAUAAUUUGCAACAUUUUUUUUUUAAAUAUAUAAAUAAUUAAAUUGAAUUGAUUAAUAUAGAAGUUUAAAUGCAUUUCACAUAAUAAAAUAAUGUUGGCUUUAAAACUUAUCUUGCGGUUGAUUGCAUUGAUGUGAUUACGAUCUUUGUAUUGGAAACUUAUAAUUUGAGCUCCUGAAUUGUUUUGUAUUAAUUUUUUUUAAUGUUAGAAAAAGGUCCAAAAAAUAUAAUACAUAUAUUUUUUAUAAAUUUUGUUUUUAGUUGUUUAUAAUUUUUUUUUUACUUAAUGUUUAAUAAAUUAUGCUACGAAAUUAAAUUAAAACUUAUAUUGUGCACUUAUAUACAAUAUUUAUAUAAAAAUUAUUGUGUUACAUUUAUAAUAAAAAAAUUUAUACA
Messenger RNA from Condylostylus longicornis, 1310 nucleotides. RefSeq names its product charged multivesicular body protein 3 (gene Vps24). The record is from RefSeq and is a predicted model, not a curated record. The transcript is spliced from 3 exons. Gene Ontology annotation, cellular component: multivesicular body; ESCRT III complex. Lineage: Eukaryota; Metazoa; Arthropoda; Insecta; Diptera; Dolichopodidae. Bases 153 to 812 code for a protein of 219 amino acids. Gene Ontology annotation, biological process: endosome transport via multivesicular body sorting pathway; protein transport; late endosome to vacuole transport.